This is a messenger RNA of Mizuhopecten yessoensis (Yesso scallop), 2094 nucleotides long. RefSeq lists its product as uncharacterized. NCBI's taxonomy places the organism in Eukaryota, Metazoa, Mollusca, Bivalvia, Pectinida, Pectinidae. The coding region runs from base 495 to 1913 and encodes 472 amino acids. The record is from RefSeq and is a predicted model, not a curated record. The transcript has 4 exons.
UGAACAGUUUAACUGUGUACUACUGUAUGUCUCGUACACUAUAUGUCACUGAUGAACAUCCCGUUUUGUUGCAAAUGGGAUUUAUAUUCAAAAUGAGAUUACCUAUAAGAAUACAUCGUUAUUACACUGUAGUAUCAGGUAACAGAUAUGACACAAAAGUUCGUGGAUGCAGUAAGUGGACUCUGUUCCAAGCAGCCAAAUGUGGAGACAUCCGACAAUUAGAGAAUUGAACUGCAUAUAGCUGUUGCUAACAGGCAAUACAAAUUCGUGCAGUUUCUUUUAGAUGAGCGCCUCCAUUACAUCAAAAACGGAGCUGAUUUGGACAUCCAAGGGUUAAAUGCUUUGCGCAUUUGCGUCAGAAACAGGGACGCUGAAAUAUAUCGUUUGCUUCAGAAUACACAGGUUUUGAUACCGGAAUUACAACUAACGAUGAAAAAACUGUCCUUGAUUUAGCAAAAGAGAAACAUCAUAAUCACCUCUUGGACCUCAUCGGUAUGACGCAAAAUAUUGAGGUUAAAGGCAACUCUUGGUUGACCUGGACUGAACUACAUCAUUGUGCAGUCAGUGGAUCGGUGGCGGAAUGCUCAAGGCUGAUUGAAGAUUUUCCUGAAGAUGUCAAUGUUGAAGUUGACACCGAUUUCAAUCCUUACAACAACCUUCAGCUGCCCAAAUAUGGAAAGAUGUCACCGUUAGAACUGUCAAUGCACAGUGAAAACAUAUUCGUCAUGGAGAUAUUAGCAAACUAUUCGUCUUUCAGAACCAUCGAAAAAUGUUUGGCUGGUAUUCGAAACAUCUCAACAAAGAAUAUUCUCGUCAGAGGAGUUCUGACACAGCUUCGAGAGAAACACAAAGAUGUACAGUAUGGCAAACUGAUUGCAACUUGUGAAAAUGUCAUAGUUAUUUACACCACCGAUCAACUGGUCGAUGCAUGUUCGAAAAUAGCUGGCAUAAAAACGACAUACAAAAACACUAACGGGUUCGACCAGGACAAUGAAACAGCCAUCGACUUUGAAUUAGAUAUGAAAGUGCCCGGUCUGUCGAUAGAAGAAAACGCACAGAUGAAAGAUGUAGUUGAUGCGAACAGUGACACUCUUUGGAAAAAUCACGAAAACCUCAACGGAAUUCGUAUAUCGGCCGUUCGUACUACGGGUGGAAAAGCAUCCCGAGAUAACUGUAUUGUUCUGUGUUGCAAGUUCAAAGGAUUUUUAACAGAAAAGGAAGAAGAAUUCCCUCGUAGUUUGCGUUGUAAGGAUAUCUUCUUUCCAGUUGACGUUCGAGAGGAACAUAUUGUCUUGUUGACCAGUCAACCGUCAGACAAACUGGAACCUUUGGCAUGUGGAGGUCGUAUCAUCGGAAGUUGUGCAGACAACAAGGUUUGGGGGACAAUUGGACCUUUCGUUGAAUUGCCCUAUCAGGAAACAGGAUUUCUCACUUGUGCGCAUGUUCUUGAUAACAAUCCUGCUUUUGGUGUGCUGUCCGGACGCAAUCAUCUCGUAUAUCAACCGAAGAAAGACUCUAAUGCAGAUUAUCUGUGUGGUGAAGUAGUGAAAAUGGCCUUCAAACCAAGUGAAAAUCCGUCUAUUGAUGCUGCUGUCGUGAAAAUUACGUCUGCGUUGCGGAUUCCAGAAUCAAUCAACUUCGUUUCUUUUUGUGUGUCUGUUAGUACGAUAGGACACGAAGAAAAGAUUGAUUAUCCUCAGGGUAAAGUUCUUAUGAAGGGAUUAACAAGAAUACUGUGUCGUGUCGAACAUGAGAAAGGUGACUCUGGAGGGGGAGUGUUUGUGAAAAAUGCCGAAGACAAACUCGAGUGUGUUGGACUAUUCUUUGCUGGAAGAGGCCGAGACGGAUAUUUUAUUCCCAUCAAAGAUGUUUUGAUGCAUUGUGGGGGUUACAAACUCAAAGAAUAUCCUUAAACUUUCUUGAAAUAGCACUGCUUUGACAAAAUGGUUAAUCGUUGUAUAUAGUUCCUCCUUUAUCAUCGUUCUGCAAGUUUUGAAAGAUAAGAACGAUAUAGGAUAAUUGUAUCCUGGAUUGGUGUCAAUUUUUUAAUAUAUAUUGCUGUUUUCAUUAUUGUUGGAAAGUAAUAAAUGACAA